AUGUAUGACCUCCUCACUGUUCUCGUGAACUAUUUCAUCACUGUUCUCAUGUAUGACCUCCUCACUGUUCUCAUGAACUAUUUCAUCACUGUUCUCAUGAACGACCUCCUCACUGUUCUCAUGAACUAUUUCAUCACUGUUCUCAUGUAUGACCUCCUCACUGUUCUCAUGAACUAUUUCAUCACUGUUCUCAUGAACGACCUCCUCACUGUUCUCGUGAACUAUUUCAUCACUGUUCUCAUGUAUGACCUCCUCACUGUUCUCAUGAACUAUUUCAUCACUGUUCUCAUGAACGACCUCCUCACUGUUCUCAUGAACUAUUUCAUCACUGUUCUCAUGAACGACCUCCUCACUGUUCUCAUGAACUAUUUCAUCACUGUUCUCAUGUAUGACCUCCUCACUGUUCUCAUGAACUAUUUCAUCACUGUUCUCAUGUAUGACCUCCUCACUGUCUUUCAUAAGCGUUUCAAAGUCUCCUUUACAAAAACAGGUGCUGCUUAUGUUUGUAUGAUAGAUACAGAAAACAAGAGUGUAAUCUUAUUCAUAAACAAAUUCAAACGCUUGUACGGCUUCAUGUAG
This is a messenger RNA of Trichomonas vaginalis G3, 579 nucleotides long. RefSeq lists its product as uncharacterized. The record is from RefSeq and is a predicted model, not a curated record. NCBI's taxonomy places the organism in Eukaryota, Parabasalia, Trichomonadida, Trichomonadidae. The transcript has a single exon. Bases 1 to 579 code for a protein of 192 amino acids.